UAGUGAUGUGGUUCAGUGUUCCACUGUGUUUUUUUCAAGCUGAGAGAAAAGAGACUGACGCUCGAGCGGGUGGAGACUGCUACACAUUUAAAUCCCCCGGGUCGGGUUUUCAAGUCUUUAGCAGUAAAUUACUUUCUUUUUUUUAUUUUCUUUCUACCGUUGGAUUCUUUCGAGCUGGUUUAAUGUCGUAAAUGACAGGUCUGUAAGGGCGUCGUUGUUGGGAAGUUUUUUCGAGGGGGGGUUUGACCAGCAAAGGGCCAUGGCAGUCGAGGCUCGGCCAGAGCUGGUCGGGAAGCGGUUCCUCUGUGUCAGCGGGGACCAGCCACCUGAAAUCGGCGACAUUGGUCGGUGGCCGUGGAGGUCCGGGGUCAUACGAGCCGUCAGCCAUCGUGACAGCGACAAUCCCGACCUGACGGUAUACGUGGAGUUUGACGACCAGGAAUGGGAUAAGAGAGAGUGGGUCAAGGUCUACGAGGAUUUCCAGCUGUUUCUCCUGGAACACCAGCUGGUCUGGGCCAAGAGGAAGGAGGGAGCAGGAGCAGGUGGAGGAGCAGGAGGCCUGCUACAGGGAGCCAAGGCUAAACACAUACUGUGGCCUGCCCUGGCGUUUAAGCCAGUGGUGGGGAAGAGCCUGUUGUCGUCAGUAACAGCGGUGGAAUUCUUGUCAGACCGACAGCUGGACUUCCUGUCGGAUCAUUCAGGCUACCAGCCAUACCAGGAUGAGGUGGACAGUCAGAACCCAGUGUUAAGAGACAACCCACAGCUCCAUGAGGAAGUGAAGGGCUGGCUCAAAGACCAGAAGGUGCAGGAAAUUUUCAUGCAAGGUCCUUAUUCAUUGAAUGGCUACCGUGUGCGUGUGUACAGACAAGAUUCGGCCACCCAGUGGUUCACUGGCAUCAUUACACACCAUGACCUCUUCAGUCGAAACAUGGUCGUUAUGAAUGACCAGGUGCUAGAACCUCAGAACGUGGAUCCAUCCAUGGUUCAGAUGACCUUUCUGGAUGAUGUGGUCCACUCCCUGCUGAAAGGAGAAAACAUUGGCAUCACCUCCAGAAGAAGGUCACGAUCCAGCCAGAACAACAACACUGCCCAUAUGGCAGGAGGGAGACCCGGCGGGACCACAGGCAACACUCAGAGUCAUUACACCCGAGCCCAAGCCAACAGCCCCCACCCCAUUUUGGCUUCAUCAGGCCCAAACCCAAAAGGCUCCCAGGGGACGCUGGCCUCCCAGCAGCAGAGCCAGUCACAGCAAAGCCAACAAGCAGGCAGCCAAUCACACCACUCACCCAACAGCAGUGGACGGGAGCAGAGAGAGCAGCGCAACUCUCGCUCUUCAAGGAGGAAAGGAUCAGACAGCAGCGUUCCAGAGGAGGACAAGAGAGAGGAGACCACAGGGAGAGAGUCCAAGUCCAAGGCAAAGCAGGUGGUGAACAAACGUAGGAAGGGUGAGGAAGAUGAGAAGAAGGCUAGUCUAAAGAGGCUGAAGACUGACAUGACAUCUGAUUUAUCAGAGAGCAGUGACUCAGAAAACCCACACAAUAAGAGGACAGCCCACUCCUCUUCCUCCUCUUCCUCCUCAUCAUCCUCCUCCACUUCCUCCUCCUCAUCUUCCUCCUCCUCAGAACCCAACUCUGAGAAUGAGCUUAAGACUCACAGCAGUGAUGUGAAACCAAGUGCCGUUUCUAAAAUGGAAGAAGACGAGAAACAGCUAAUGCAGGGCACCAAACUUAAUGAUUCCUCAUCUCUCAUUGGUCGGCUUUCCCCGUGGGUGGAGCUUCACGCCACCGAGGAGAGCAAGAAGACUGUGCUUAAGGAAACAGGCAAAAUGAUAACAAUGGAGGAGGAGGAGGAAUUGGUAGCAGUAACACAGAUCACCCAGUCUCCACGGCAACAGACACCUCUGUCUGACACUGUCCAGGGCAGCAUUAUGGAGAGCAGCAAGAACAGUGUAAAAGCAUCUUCCCGAUCCCAGACGCCAUCGUUUUCCCACCUCCAUGGCAACAGUGUGAUUGACAUCACAGAUGACGCCCAGGCCACGGUGCACCGUGAAAGUUCAGAGGCAGUGUCAGCAUUGCUUGCCUCCCAGAAGGCUGAGUCCACUGCCCUCUCACCUUACCUCCCCCUCAAUCCUUCCCCUGUCUCCUCACCUCCUGUCCCACCUUCUCCCUCACCAUCAGAAGGAGGGCGUAGGACAGAUAUUGAGACUCCCAUGCAGUUGCAGCAGCAGGGCAUUAUGGGAGGUGGCAUGACAGCAGCCAGGAGUCUAGGCAACAAGAUGGACUUUGCUCCCUCUGAGGUCAUCAGGCCUGUUACAUCAGUGGCUGAUAGUGUGGUGGUUGUGGAGAAGGAGAAAACGGUCCUUCCUCAUCAUCUUCUUCAACAUCUUCAACAACAGCAGCAGCAGACACAACAGCAGCAGCACUACACAUCUGUCCACCCUGGCAUUAAGAGCCCGUCUUUACCUGACGAGAUGAGAAAACACCCACAGCAACAGCUGCCCCCCCCCAAGAUGAACACAGUCCUCCCCCCUGACUUAGCCAAAUCUAAAAUAAGCCCCAGUUCAAACCCCAACCCAUCUCAGCUCGACUCUGUGAAACCGAAACCCAGGCAACCCAGCAACUCUCAGACCCAUCCCUAUCCCAACACAAACCCAGCUGAACAUCUCAAAACUAAGUCCCACCCAGGUGUGCUGGACAUCUCCAAACCCAAACCCAAUACCUCCCCAGAGGUCUCUAAACAUAAAAUACCUAGGUACUCUGAUGCCUCCCCACCUCCAACAGGCCCUUUUUCCACUAAAGCAGAAACAAUAGAACCUCCGCGAUCUGGUUUCAAGCCAGUGCUUGCACGGUCAGAGCAGGGUGGAGUCGGUAUGAGCAGCACUAGCACCAAGAGCCCUCUGAUCAUCGAUAAAAAUGAGACCUUCACUGUUUACAGGGAUCCAGCACUGGUCCGCUCUGACGCAGAGAACUCUGUCUCUGCCACUGUUUCCUCCAACCACGUGGCAGCCUAUCUCCAUCCCCACCUGCAUACCCUGCAUUCUUCUUCCUCCCAUUCCCCUUGCCUCACACCUUCGUCCCACCCUCAUGCCUCUCAUCUCCUCACUGCUCCUCACACCUCUGCCCUACCUCACCCACACCUUUUAGCUUCCAGUGUGCUCCCAGCUAUGCCUCCUCCCUCAGCAUCUCUCCUUGGGGGCCACCCUCAGCUUGACUCCCCCAGUGGGUUGGGUCACCUCGCCCUGCCUCACCCAGCAGCCGCACACCAGCAGCAGUUCCUACAGGGUCAGGGCCCGCCUCCACCCCCUCUACUGGCCCAAGCUCACAGCGGGGCAGCAGGGCUGGGCCUGUACCCCAUCCUCUGGCAGUAUCCCAAUGGAACACCAACAUCGUACCCCCCUGGGCUCAACCUGUCCCCCACAGCUAAGUGGGUCCACCCUGAAAAUCCUGUCACUGUGAAUUCUGAGGCCUCUUUGAGGAGGAACACAGCCAGUCCAUGGCUGCACCAGGCUGCUGGAGGUACUGGUGACAGUCUGGGUUUACUUAGCCAUGUUCCUGUUCGGCCAGCCAGCGCAGAUGCCCACCGUCCUCCGGUCAAGAUCAACACACAUACAAGCCCUCCGCUGUCAAAGGCCAAUGUGGACCUUAAAGAGGAUGUGGAUAAAAAAGGCUUUGUUGACCCCGUCAGGACGCUGACAUUGGCCCAGCUGAAGCAGGAGCAGACAGAUAGGAGUCGAACCCCCACAGGGAGAGAUGUCCACUUACACCGCCUCUACUUAGACCCUCACAGCAAGGCUCGCCUGGCAAAUACACAGGAUGCUGUUCAAGCAGCUGAACGAGUAAGUAAAUACAAAGAGGAGAAUCGACAAAUCCUAAAAGAGAGCAUUGAAGUCGCACGCUUCACUGCUAAGAUUCAGCGCUCCAGUGAUCCUGGGAUGGACAGGGACAGAGAGAGAAGCAGAGAUUCUGCCUUCCCUCUCCGGAUACCAGCUCUUGCCUCCCCCAACCCCAAGUCCAGCCAUGCCCAUCCUCACAUCAUCCAUUCAGAAAAGAGCAACUACUUCACCACACUGUCGAACAGUGUAGUGAAUGAGCCUCCAAGACUGUACCCCUACAAGGAGCUCAGCGCUUACUAUGAUAAAGUAUCCGCAGGGGCGCCAGCGAUUGUGGCCAGUAUUGGGGCCGCUGUGCCCAGCCAGGGAGCACUUACCCUGGGCAGUUACAGCUCCAAAGCCUCCCUCUCCAAGCCCCCUCCCCUCAUUAAGCACCAGCCAGAAGGAGGAGAGGGUUUAGCAGGAAAAAUCACUGAGCAGCUCAGCCAGCAGGUGACACUAGUCCAACAGCAACAUCAGCACCACACAGGUAUAGACAGGAUAGAACGCUGCAGCCCUGCCAUUUCUCCUUCAUCCUCCUCUACAUCCUCAUCUUCAUCUUCUGCCCCCAACCACCACCAUCAUCACCACCAACAACAACAGCAACAGCAGCAGCAGCACCAGCUCAGGGCGAUGCCAUCUCUCCACCGAGCGCCUGUCUUCCAUCCCCCAACACAGCACGCACUGGAACGAAAAGAAGCUGUAGAGCGAGAGAAGGAAAGGGAGAGAGAGAGGGAGAGAGCAGGUUGUGGUGGACGCCUAUCUCCACCGACUCUCACACCCAUCCAGCCAGUUAGCUUAGCAGCAGCUGGUGGUAAGACAUCAGCAGAGCAGCACAAACCUCCCACGCUGGUGCCGGAACUCAGGGACAUCAAAGGUCAUGGAAACGCUGCCACCAUCACCUCUGUGGCCUCUACCACUAGUGCAGAGAUUAUGGCUUCAUCAACAGAUGGGUGGAGAGGUGGAGAGAUGCUUAAGGAAAGAGAGGUAUACUCUGGAGAGAAAGGAGUGUCAAGAGGCAAGCCCCAAGGUGCAGUGGCAUCAGUCAUUGUGCGUCCACCAACAUGCAUCAAGUACGACAGUCCUGUUGGGGCUAACAGAUCUGGUUCUAUGAUCCAUAAGGAUCUCCCCCAGGGGAGUUUUUAUCCAUCCAGGCUUCAAGGGGGUUGUCCUAGGCUUGGGGAGAGUGUGCGAGAACCUGGAGCUGACAGGGUUAUCCAACCCAACUCAAACCUGGAUGACAUGUGUGUCCAGUAUAAAAAGACUUCUGUGUGUGACAUACAGGGAACUAUGGGAGCCAGUACCACAAACUCUUUGUGCAGGACUGCUGUGUCAGCCUCAUCAGCUUUUGAUAAGUGUGGGGCAACCACCCCUGAGCUGGGUUACUCCAACUCAGCACGGGGUGAGCUUGCACCUCAUAAAACAUGCAUUGGUAGCCGGGUUUUGAGUCAGUCAGGACAAGGAGAGCACCACGAAGGCUUUGGCUCACGUACCGCAUCUCCGGGGGGAUCUUUGCCUUCCCCUAGACCAGCAGGGACACCCCAGCCCAGUCCAAGCCUCACUCCAACACCUAGCUCUGCCUCUGGCUCCAGUCAGCCUUACUCCUCCUCUUUUGUCCACCUCAAGAAGCACAAAGCUGCCUUGGCUGCAGCUCAGUCCAGAAGCAACUUUCCUAGUGCUGCUACAUCCAUCACAACUGGAAACACCUCCCUAACUGUGGAUUCAGUUGACAAAGCUCCUGUUCAGAACUCCCCGCCUCCACCCUCCUCUAGCCAAGCUUCCUCAUCCUCAGUCGACAGCAGUAGCAGCAGCUCAACAAACGGGAGCACAACACCUGGCAAGUCCAGUCCGCUGCCUAAUGGCCAGCCCUCAGGAUCAGCCUCAACAAGCAGUGGGCAGCCUAGUAACUACCACAAGCUGAAGAAAGCCUGGUUAACCCGACACUCGGAGGAGGACAGGAACACAACUGCUACUACAAGUUUGACCAGUACUAAACCAGAGAAACUGCCCAGCACCACCACCAGCAUAAGUAAUACAAGUAAUACUACAGCCAUGUCAGAAAUGAUCAAACCCUGUACAGUCAAUCUCAGUGCCUCUACCUCCAGUGAGGUGGAAGUGAGCAAAGACAGUGGAAGCAAAGGUGAGAGAGAGAGGCAGUUGGAAGAGAAGAUGGAGGGACCUGCAGGAGGGGGUGGAGAGGAGAGGAAAGUAGCUCCUUCCUCAAGGCGAGGGAACAAACGGCCAUAUGAGUCAGGUUCAGAGAGCGGAGGUGAUGAGUCUGAUGGCAGUGAGAGCAAGAUGGAAGGCCGAGCCAAGCGUCAGCCUAAACCGACCUACAAGAAGAAACAGAAUGACAUGGCCAAGAAGAAAGGAGAUCAUGAAAAGGAGGAAGAUGAUGUGAAGCACAACGGCAUCUUCAGAUCAGCUCGAGAGAAGACCAAACUCAAAUUGGCCAGUAGUAAUGGAAUACCCCGUUCCGUGCUGAAGGACUGGAGGAAGGUUAAGAAGCUGAAACAGACCGGGGAGUCUUUCCUGCAGGAUGACUCGUGUUCAGAAAUUGGGCCCAAUCUGCAGAAGUGUCGAGAGUGCAGGGUUGUCCGCAGCAAGAAGGGCGAGGAACCAGCACAUUCUCCUGUCUUCUGUCGCUUCUACUAUUUCAGACGGCUCUCCUACAGUAAAAAUGGAGUCAUCCGUAUGGAUGGCUUCUCCACUCCAGAUCAGUUUGAUGAUGAGGCCCUGGCCAUGUGGGUCCCUGGGGCAAUGGAGGAGAGCCACCUGGACCAGGCCACAGCCAAGUACAUUCUGGGCUUCAUAGGAGACAAGUUUUGCCAGAUGGUUGUAACUGAGAAUACUGCAGCCACCUGGGUCAAGAAAGAUGCCAAACUGGCGUGGAAGAGAGCAGUUAGAGGGGUGAGGGAGAUGUGUGAUGCCUGCGAAGCAACACUCUUCAAUAUCCACUGGGUCUGUCAGAAAUGUGGCUUUGUUGUCUGCCUGGACUGCUAUAAGGCUAAAGAGAGAAGGAGUUCCAAAGACAAAGAACUGUAUGCCUGGCUGAAGUGUGUGAAAGGACAACCUCACGAUCACAAACAUUUGAUGCCAACACAGAUCAUACCUGGCACAGUGCUGACAGACUUGGUGACUUCCAUGCACUUGCUGAGAGACAAACACAGCAUCAAAUCCCACUGUCCCUGCACUAACAAACAGAAUGUGCUCACCAAAUUACCAGCCACCAAUGGAGUCUCACAGGUUCUGCAGAAUGUCCUGAACCACAGUAACAAGCUGUCUCUUGUGAAAGCUGAACCAGGCUCUCAACAGAACUCUGAUCAAGUAGGAACCAAGGCAGAGACCAAUGGCGGCGGUGGUGGAGGAUGCAGUCCAGGCAGUGACAGGGAAAGUGCUACUGUCACCCCACCAGAGUCGCAGUCACCUUUGCACUUCCUGGCAAACCUGGCAGAGCAGAAAUCCAGGGAGGAAAAGAAAGAAAACAAGGAGUCAGUGUUGCUAGGUAAAUCACUGAAGGAGGACAAAGAUGGGGAUAGCCUGGAAGUCUUGCAGCAGUGUAAAACCACCUCACUGGUAUCUAACAGUACGGAGCAGGGCUCCACACUCCGAGAUCUGCUCACCACCACAGCAGGGAAACUAAAGCUUGGCUCCACUGAUGCAGGAAUCGCCUUUGCACCAGUCUACUCUAAUACUUCACAGCCUGGAAAGGGUGGGCGUACCAUGCCUAAUAUUCUUGAUGACAUCAUUGCUUCAGUAGUUGAAAAUAAAAUUCCCGCCAGCUGCCAGAACAUCACCACCAAGCUGUCAGUCAAGCAAGAGCCUGUCACCCCGUGCAACAAUAGUAACACCACCCCCCUUGCUGUUACUGAGGAUACCAAACCAGACAGGAAGAAGUCAGUGCCUGUUACUGCAGCUUUGCCAGAAGAAUCAGUCAGUCAGUAUCCAGGCAUCCCCCACUGCUGGUUAAACAACAAACAGUUACUGUGGCUCAAAGAUCAUCGUAACCAGAACAACUGGAAGCUGUUCAGAGAGUGUUGGAAACAAGGACAGCCAGUGCUGGUGUCAGGGAUCCAUAAGCGACUGAAUGCCAGUCUAUGGAAAGCUGACUCCUUCAACCAGGAGUUUGCAGAUCAUCAAGGAGACCUCCUCAACUGUAAAGACCAGGUGCUGUCCAACUCUGGGAUCAAGGAGUUCUGGGAUGGAUUUGAGGACAUCACCAAGCGACCCAAGUGCAAGGAUGGAGAACCUAUGGUCUACAGAUUGAAAGACUGGCCAUCUGGAGAGGAGUUCAUGGCCCUCAUGCCUUCAAGGUAUGAUGACCUGAUGAAGAACCUGCCCCUGCCAGAGUACUCUGAUCCAGAGGGGAACCUCAACCUGGCCUCCCAUCUGCCAUCUUUCUUUGUAAGGCCAGAUUUGGGGCCAAGACUCUGCUGUGCCUAUGGUGUAGCUGCAUCUCAGGACCAAGACUUUGGGACUGCCAACUUCCAUGUGGAAGUCUCAGAUGUCGUCUCCGUCCUGGUCUAUGUUGGAGUAGCCAAAGGCAAUGGAGUCCUGUCCAAAACUGGAGUACUAAAACGUCUGGAGGAGGAGGAUCUAGAUGAGGGAGUUCGAAGGAGGCUCAAAGACUCCAGUGAGACACCAGGAGCCCUGUGGCACAUCUACCUCAACAGGGACAUGGCCAAAGUCCAAGAGUUCCUGCACAAGCUCUGUAAGGAGCAAGGACUGGAUGUGUCACGGGACCAGGACCCAAUCAGAGACCACAACUGGUACCUGAGCAGGAAGCAGCGUCAGCGGCUGCUGGAUGAGCACGGAGUUCAGGGCUGGACUGUAGUUCAAUUCCUGGGAGAUUCGGUUCUUAUACCAGCAGGGGCCAUGCACCAGGUCCAGAACCUCCACAGCUGUGUUCAAGUCAUCAAUGACUUUGUGUCUCCUGAGCAUGUGGCCAGCUCUUUCCACCUGACACAGGAGCUGCGGCCUAAUAAAGAGGAAGUCAACUAUGAGGACAAACUACAGGUGAAGAACAUCCUGUACCACUGUGUGAAGGAGGCAGUCAGUUCCCUGAAGACGAGCAGCUCUGAGGAAGACAAAGAGGAGGAAAACUCAUGACACCCCGUCAGCCUUGUCCACACCUUCCAGAGAGGCACCCAUCUCCCAUCAGCACCUUCCCCUUACCACACCCUCUUCACAUGGAGGAAUGUGCCCCAUGACCAGAAGAGGUGGUCAUGUCAGAGCUGGUCAUGUGACCCAGGGGACAUGCAUCAUACAUGCAGCCUGCCAGUGAGAGGCACAGCCGGCUUCAUCAUCACCCCAAACUUUCAGUGCCAGGAGGAGACAAACACCAGACCAGAGGGCCUCUGGACUGACAGGGAUUAGACCUCAGCUACCUCCUCUUAGUGUUUUAUAGACUCAGAAUAUGGGGCAGACAAAGGAAUUCUGGGAAAUCUUAUUAAAGCCACUAUGCUGGAGUGAAACAGCACUACAAGCCCCCACUGAAACAGAUCAGAAGUGAACAGUGCGACUGCCGGCACAUCCUGCUAAGAUCUAGUUUCCAUGGAGACUCAGGCUGUUGUGUAAGCUGCAGUGCACAGGUUUGAUGGCGACAGCGAUAAUGGAGACACAGAGACACACUGGGCCUCCUGAUGCUCUCUCACUGUACCCUGCUGUGGAUUAUAAAGGCCAGGAGGUUUAAUCCCUGUCUGUAGCAGCAGCCCACAUUAUGUCUUGGACAGCAAAUGAUCACAACAGCAUC
This is a messenger RNA of Monopterus albus (swamp eel), 9620 nucleotides long. RefSeq names its product jumonji domain containing 1Cb (gene jmjd1cb). Gene Ontology annotation, molecular function: histone H3K9 demethylase activity; transcription coregulator activity; chromatin DNA binding. The record is from RefSeq and is a predicted model, not a curated record. Gene Ontology annotation, biological process: regulation of transcription by RNA polymerase II. The transcript is spliced from 31 exons. Bases 260 to 8977 code for a protein of 2905 amino acids. Gene Ontology annotation, cellular component: chromatin; histone deacetylase complex. Lineage: Eukaryota; Metazoa; Chordata; Actinopteri; Synbranchiformes; Synbranchidae.